Messenger RNA from Entamoeba nuttalli P19, 1653 nucleotides. RefSeq lists its product as hypothetical. The record is from RefSeq and is a predicted model, not a curated record. The transcript has a single exon. Bases 1 to 1653 code for a protein of 550 amino acids. NCBI's taxonomy places the organism in Eukaryota, Evosea, Mastigamoebida, Endamoebidae.
AUGUUGUUUUUCUUAUUGCUCAGUUUUGCAUUUUCACAACAAUUUCUAUGUGACUCAUCAGAGGGAAUUGACAUUGAUGUCAUUGAUUCAGUUAGAACUAUAACGCUAGAUGUAUUAAACAAUAAAAAUCAACCAAUGUCAUUCCCAGGAUGUGGUGAUUCAAUGACUGAUCAUGCUGUUUGGUAUAGAAUUACUAAUAAAGUCACACAACCAAUCCAAGUUACAUUGAGAACACUUCAAACAAUUCCUCCAACAACUAUUUUUCUAAGAAUUUCAUCAAGUUGUCCAAGUGGUCCAUCAGUUAAUUCUUGUUUACAUAAAACAAUGUUAACACAAACAAAAGACACAUUUUCAUUUAUACUUCAACCACAAAAAACCAAUUAUAUUGCACUUGUAGUAAAUGGACUUUCUAAAUAUUCAACUCAAAUACAAAUUACAACAAAUACAGUUAAUAGAAAUUCAAAAACAAUUCAAACCACUUUACAUCCUGGUUCUUCAUGUCCUAAUGCUCGUUCUAUUCCUAUGCCUUUUUCAGGUACUAUUGAACCACAAACAUUAUUUCAUUCAGGAAAUGGAUUUGAAUAUUGGAUACGAUUCAUUACAUCACAUCCAGGAGAAUAUGUUAUAAACACUUGUUCAUCACAUCAACACAAUAUUGAACUUCAAUUCUUUAGUACUUGUGGUAAAUUAAUAAGUUCUAUUGUUAAAUCUAAAUGUAUUACUGGAUUUGGUUUUGUUUAUACAUUCCAAUUACCUAUUGGACAAACUAUGGUUCAAAUACUUUCUCAUCAACGAACACAAAUUCCAUUCUCAUUAAAAAUGAAAUCAAAUGAUAAAUUACUUCAUAGUGAUAUAAGAAAUGCAAAAAGUAUUACUAUUCCAUUCAAAGAAAAUAUAGAAUUUGAACAAUGUCAUCAUUCUUCUGAUCAUUGUAAUAUAAAUGCAAUUCAAACAUCUGCUAUUUAUUAUAAUGUUAUUGUUCCUAUUGGAGAUAAAGUUGUUGUUAAAACAUGUAAUCCUAAAACAACAGUUAAUACAAAAAUUAGUAUUUUUGAGAAUUUGUAUUAUAAUAGUAAAUGUCUUGUUCAACAAACUAUUCAUCAACCUUGUAACUUUAAUUCUAUUGUUGAAUGGAAAAAUAUUGAACAAGAACAAAAAAAGAUUGUUAUAAGAGUUGGAGAAGAGUUUAGAGAUUCUAAGGGUGAAGCUGAAAUUUAUAUUGACGUUGUACCAGCUGGAAUUACAGCAAUAGAAAGUAAAAUGAUUGAAGAUAGAACAGUCCCUCAUUGGGCUCCAGAUUCAGUAUCAACAAAACAAGAAUGGAUUAAUAGACUUAAAAAUAAAAAGAAAGUCAUACAAAAGAAAACACAUAAACAAUUCAUUCAUCAACUUAAAAAUAAAACACCUCAUCCUUCUUCUGUAACUCCUCCAUCUUUAUCUCAUUCUAUUAAUCAAACACAACAUUUACAACAACCACAACAAUCAAAUAUUCAUCCUAUUGAAACAAAUAAAAAUACUAAUAAUUAUAGUAAUUCUAAAAGAGCUCUUAUUGUUAUCUUUGUUGUUUUAGUAUUAUUGGCAUGUGUUGUUGUAGGAUUUGUGUAUUUCAGAAGAAACAAACAAGAGAGUCAAUAUAUUGAUUUAAUGUCUUAA